This is a messenger RNA of Cyclocybe aegerita, 969 nucleotides long. NCBI's taxonomy places the organism in Eukaryota, Fungi, Basidiomycota, Agaricomycetes, Agaricales, Hemipholiotaceae. The record is from the annotation of a GenBank genome assembly.
AUGGGGAGUCCUUUUCCCGCCCCCGUCGUCCCCUCCGCUUCUCUUUCCUUUUGGCUGCGACUGCGAACAGUGAGGGCGACCAUGGAUAGUGUUGACGUGGCUCUCAUGCAGAUAUCAAUUCGGGCGAAGAUGGUUGAUCUGGCAUCUGCUGUGGUGUUUCUCUGGGACUACCUCCUUACAAUUGGGAUGGAAGUCAUAUAUGUCUGGCCGAGCCCAUGGACGGGGAUGAAGGUCAUAUACUUCAUCCAACAAUACCUUCCUUUCAUUGACACCCUCUGGAUAGCGGUCCAAGGCAAUCAACUUCGCGCCAAAUACAAGCGCUCAUACUUGCCUCGUAUUGAACGCUGUUGGGAGGUUUCUCAUGUGUUUUGGAUUGGCUUCAUCGGAGCGACUUUGAUUGAAUCCUUCUCACUGUUCUCAGUAAUUUUGACAUUCCGAGCAUGGGCCGUCUGGGACCGGCAUCGGGUGCUUACCAUCCUUCUCCCGAUCCUCUUCUUGGGUUGCUGCAUUCCUCCUCCAAUAAUUCUUGGACUAUUCAUCCCCACAACGGAAUUCCAGCAACUGCCGCCGCCGUUGAGUGGUUGUGUACUAGUUAGAGGUUAUCCAAUUGUCGCCGUCGCUUGGAUCCUCUUGCUCGUAUGGGACGCUCUAAUAUUGACUCUCAUGGUCAUCUCGGCUAUAAAGGCCUAUCGCUACCGAGGAAAUUCGGCUCUUUACAGAGUCGUAUACGGCGAAGGGAUCAUCUACUACUUCUAUCUCUUUGGUUUCUCCGCGGUCAAUAUCGUCCUAUUGCAUCUAGGAGCAGUUGACACGUCGUAUAGGUUCAUGCUAACCUCGCGCGUCCUACUACACAUCCGCAAAGCCGGCCUCGACCGGGAUGCUGACGAGGUUGAACAUAUCACCCUGUCUAUCGCCCGCCGGCUCAAAUCGCUGUUACAACAACCACCAAGAGCAGGCAGCACUCUUUGA